Messenger RNA from Lodderomyces jiufengensis, 1425 nucleotides. RefSeq lists its product as uncharacterized. Gene Ontology annotation, biological process: tRNA processing. Gene Ontology annotation, molecular function: tRNA (uracil(54)-C5)-methyltransferase activity, S-adenosyl methionine-dependent. Lineage: Eukaryota; Fungi; Ascomycota; Pichiomycetes; Serinales; Debaryomycetaceae. The record is from RefSeq and is a predicted model, not a curated record. The coding region runs from base 1 to 1425 and encodes 474 amino acids. The transcript has 2 exons.
AUGUUUCGUAGAAUACGACCGUCAACAACUUACAGAUUUUUAUCAAAUGUACAUCAACAGAAAGUUUCGGGUUUAUUAAAGUUUUUCAAAAAAACUAAAAGAAGAGCUGAUUUAAAUGAUCCAACUCAUCCAAGUAAUGUAAAUUUUUUAGAAAUUUGUGAUUUUUUAACCAAAUAUUCAAAACAAACCACCACUAAAAUAACAGAUCAAGAUAUACAUAACCCAUAUGAAAUACUAAAAGCAUUUCUACCAUUUCAAAGAAAAGAUCAUAUUAUUUCAAACGUAAAAAUAUGGGGUGUUUCAAACAAUGGUGAAGGUAUUGCUAUAGUUCCAAAAUCAAUGUAUGCAUCUGAAUAUGCUGAUUCUGAAUCAAUUUUGGGAAAAUACACCGUGUUGUUGAUACCCAAAACUACAACUGGAGAUAGAGUAAAAGUUUUAUUAAAAAUGCAUCAUGAAUUUUAUGCUGAAGGUGAAUUAAUUGAAAUAUUAAAUGAUACACCCAAGAGACAAAGGAAUAUUUUAUGUAAUCAUUUCCAGAAAUGUAAUGGAUGUCAAUUACAAUCGUUAUCAUAUCCAGAGCAACUAGAGUUCAAGCAGAACAUAAUCAAAAAGGCUUAUCAAUUUUUUUACCCACUGCUAAAAUUGUCAUCAAAUUUUGGAGUAGUAAAUCCAUCACCUUUACAAUAUGCAUAUAGAACAAAAUUAACUCCACAUUUUGAAAACAAGGGAAAUAAAUGUGUUAAAUUGGGGUUUCAACAUGUAAAUCAUAGAGGUAAAAUAGAUGUUGAACAUUGUCCUAUUGCAACUCCCGAAAUAAAUGGAAAAUUAACAGAGGCAAGAGCAAAAUAUAUAGGGAAUGAAGCAAUGAGACAAUUGACGCUAAGACAAAGUUUAAGAAUUGAUAAUGAUACUGGUGAAUUUCAUGAGGUGGCGCUAGAGGGACAACGAAAAGUUAUAACUGAAAAGAUAGGGGAGUUUGUUUUUCAAUUUGAUAGUAACUGCUUUUUCCAAAAUAACAAUGCUAUAUUACCAUCAGUUUUGGAUUACAUUAAAUAUCAUGUUAACCAGCUUGAAAGACCCGUGAAAAAUAUAAUAGAUACUUACUGUGGUGUUGGAUUUUUUGGAAUUUCUUUAUCUAACCUUAACAACAAACUAAAAGUAUUUGGGAUUGAAAUUAGUGAGUCUAGUAUCAACUAUGCGAAUCAUAAUCUUAAAAUUAAUGGUUUAGAUCCCGAGAGAGUGAAAUUUAUAUAUGGUGAUGCUUCAAAUAUUUUCAAAAACGAGAAUUUUCAAAAAAUGGGAAUAAGUGGAGAUGGAAGUGUAGUUAUUGUGGAUCCUUCUAGGAAAGGUUCAGAUUUAAAUUUCAUGAAACAGCUACUAGAAUUUGAACCAGAUCUCAUUGUUUACAUCAGUUGCAAUAUGUAG